Sesamum indicum (sesame) is the source of this 1422-nucleotide messenger RNA. RefSeq names its product calcineurin B-like protein 2. Gene Ontology annotation, molecular function: calcium ion binding; kinase binding. Lineage: Eukaryota; Viridiplantae; Streptophyta; Magnoliopsida; Lamiales; Pedaliaceae. Gene Ontology annotation, biological process: calcium-mediated signaling. The record is from RefSeq and is a predicted model, not a curated record.
GCUGACUGCACUGCAGAUACUUACACGAUACAUACAACUCCGACUUUCUCUCUCUAGGUUUCAGUUGCACUUGCAGUUGCAGGGCUCAAUCUCAUUCUAUAUUUCGAUAUUCUCUCUCUCUCUUCAAUUUCCAUUGUUUUGUUUCAUGAAUCGGUAAUACUGUAACCAAUUUAAAUCAUUUCCUGCUCUGGGCCUUCCUUUUCUUGAUUUUGAAGAAAAGGAGAGAAAAAUAUAAAACCCCUUCAAAUUGCAAUUUCAAUAACUUUUUGCGUUCGAAAAGUUUGGAGUUUUCGGGGACGAGUGAAUCCGCAUACACAAUGUUCUAUAUGUUUUUCUCUUCUCCUCCCAUUUCCUUUUAAAAAGGUAUGGAGUGUUCUGGUUUCUGGCAAAGAUCAUGGUGCAGUGCCUGGAUGGAGUAAAGCAUCUGCUUUCUACUGUUAUAAACUGCUGUGAAUCUGACAUUAACAAGCAGUCCUGGGGCCUGGAAAAUCCUGAAGCUCUAGCGAGGCAGACAGUUUUCAGUGUUAGCGAAAUAGAAGCCUUGUAUGAAUUGUUUAAAAAGAUCAGCAGUGCUGUGAUUGAUGAUGGGCUGAUUAACAAGGAAGAGUUCCAGCUUGCACUGUUUAAGACAAGCAAAAAGGAGAGCCUGUUCGCUGACAGGGUCUUUGAUCUGUUUGAUACAAAGCACAAUGGGAUAUUAGACUUUGAAGAGUUUGCCCGUGCCCUUUCAGUCUUUCACCCAAAUGCCCCGCUUGAUGACAAGAUUGAUUUUUCAUUCCAGCUAUAUGAUCUGAAGCAGCAAGGGUUCAUUGAAAGACAGGAGGUAAAGCAAAUGGUGGUGGCAACACUGGCUGAAUCUGGCAUGAACCUUUCAGAUGAGGUUAUAGAGAGUAUCAUUGACAAGACAUUUGAGGAAGCAGAUACCAAACAUGAUGGAAGGAUUGACAAAGAGGAGUGGAGGAGCCUUGUGAUGCGUCAUCCAUCUCUUUUGAAGAAUAUGACCCUUCAAUACCUCAAAGACAUCACCACCACAUUCCCCAGCUUUGUAUUCCAUUCUCAAGUUGAUGAUACGUAGGUCGGGGACCGACUCUUGUUGCACACCCCGGAUAGCGAUAGCGUGUGGCUAUUUGAAUCUAGACAGCUUGUUGAUUCUUUGUGUAAAGCUCUCCCAGAGAAAGCUCUCGCCCAACUGGAUGCAGAGAUGAAAUUGUUGGAUUCUUUUUCUCCUCAGUAUAUAUGAGUAUUUGACAGCUCUAUAUACGUUUAUCAAGAUUAUGAAGAUAAAACAUUUGAUUUUUCAGGAUGGAUUCUUUGUUUGAACAAAUUUGUUGUAUUUGUUGUUUCAGGUUUUGUUUAGAACAAGGCUGGAGUCUAUUUUUUGCAAGAGCUUUAUAUAUGGGCAUAUAGAAAGGGUUGUGGAUC